ACCUGGAGAAACAAGGUGGGGUUCUCAUUUGACAACCUUAGCUCGUAUUGAGACAAUGUGGAAUUCUGUGGUUAAGGUGUUGUCCAUGAUUCAUGAGGAUGAGCGUAAUACUAGUCGAGCGGGUGGUUUGGUGCGCAAGAUGGAGAGUUUCUCCUUUGUUUUGAAUAUGAAGUUGAUGUUGAAGGUGCUUCGCAUUACUAAUGAGCUAUCUCAGUUGCUGCAAAGAAAGGAUCAAAAUAUUGUUCAGGCUAUGUCAUUGCUUGUUGAUGUAAAAACAAGGUUGAUGUCCUUUAGAAAUGAAGGUUGGGAGCCGUUGCUUCGUGAAGUCAAAUCAUUUUGUACGGAAAAGAAGAUUCCAAUACCAAAUAUGGAUGACUCAAUACCUAGAUGGGGUCGAUCAAGGCUAGAUGGUAACUUAAUCACCCAAGAGCAUCAUUACCGUGUUGAUACUUUCUUGGCUGCUAUUGAUGCUAUUAUCACCGAGAUGGACCAUCGCUUCAAUGAGGUAUCAUCAGAGUUACUUGUUUGCUUCUCAUGUCUUGAUCCAAGAGACUCCUUUUCUAAGUUUGAUGUUGAAAAGAUUGCAAGAUUGACUGAAAUAUAUAAAGAAGAUUUCUCUGACUUGGAUCGCUCUAAUAUAAGAGACCAACUUGAGACAUUCAUCCUUCAUAUGAGAAGAGUUGAACAAUUCAAGGCUUGUCAUGAUUUUGGAAGUUUGGCUAUACAGAUGGUUAAAAGUGAAAGAGACAUUGCUUUUCCAAUUGUCUAUCGCCUCAUCAAGCUAGGAUUGCUUCUACCUGUCGCAACUGCCACUGUUGAAAGAGCCUUCUCGGCUAUGAACAUAAUCAAGACAGAUUUGCGCAAUAAGAUGUCCGAUGAAUGGCUUAAUAAUUUGAUACUCUGUUACAUUGAGAAAGAGAUUUUUAGAGGCCUUGAUGAAAGUGAAGUCAGGAAGACAUUUCAAGCCUCCAAAAACCGGGCUAUUGACUUGCCUAGGCCACCAAGAAGGCCUAGACAUGAUUAGUUCUUUAAUAGUAGUAGGCUAGUGGUGUAGUGGUUUCUCAGCUUUUGGAAUAUUGAAUUUUGGUCUAUAAAUUGGAUAUUUUCCUUGUUUGAUUGAUCUUUGUUGAAUUAAUGGACAAUUAUCUUCAAAUUAGAGGUACGAUCAUCAAUCAUUAUUUAAAUUUGACAUAGAUUAGUUAUUGAUGUGCGUCCUCACAAUAUGAUUACAAAAUUAUGUUUGCGAUGCGCCCCACCUAAAAUUUCAUCCGAGCUCCGCCACUGGCCGCAG
Molecule: messenger RNA, 1291 nt
Organism: Panicum virgatum (switchgrass)
Lineage: Eukaryota; Viridiplantae; Streptophyta; Magnoliopsida; Poales; Poaceae
Exons: 2
Coding region: 56-1024 (322 amino acids)
Molecular function (GO): protein dimerization activity
Source: RefSeq, a predicted model, not a curated record